This is a messenger RNA of Aspergillus japonicus CBS 114.51, 945 nucleotides long. RefSeq names its product lipase family protein. Bases 1 to 945 code for a protein of 314 amino acids. The transcript is spliced from 2 exons. Gene Ontology annotation, biological process: lipid catabolic process. The record is from RefSeq and is a predicted model, not a curated record. Lineage: Eukaryota; Fungi; Ascomycota; Eurotiomycetes; Eurotiales; Aspergillaceae.
AUGCAUUUUCCCAGAUACCUGGUGGCAGCUCUGUCUGUUGUACCUGCCUGCAGCGCCCUUCCCUCGCAGCAGCCCCGGGAUUCUGCAUCGACAAUAUCCUCCGAUGCCCUCAAGUCCUUCGACUUUUGGGUGCAGUAUGCAGCGGCCGCCUACUGCGAGUCCAACUACAUCUCCCAGGCGGGCCAGAAGCUGACCUGUUGGGCGGGCAAUUGUCCCCAGGUUGAGGCCGCCGAUGCAACCAUUCUGCUAGACUUCUCCAACACCACUGCAACAGAUACCGCCGGCUUCCUCGCCCUCGACCACACGCACCAGGCCCUGAUCCUCUCCUUCCGAGGCUCGUAUUCCGUCCGAAACUGGCUAACCGACGCGACCUUCUUCUACGCCGACCCACAUCUCUGCACGGGCUGCCAGGCCGAGUUAGGCUUCUGGAGCGCCUGGACCAACGUGAGGGCGAACGUAACUGCAGCCCUCACUCAUGCCCGCGCCUCAUACCCCGACUAUGAAUUGGUAGUGGUGGGCCACAGCCUGGGCGCGGCCAUCGCGACCCUCGCCGCCGCUGACCUGCGCGACCACCAGAACGAAACAACGACCCUCUACGCCUUCGCCUCACCGCGCGUGGCCAACCCCGCCCUGGCCAAGUAUAUCACCGCUCAGGACCAACAAAAGAACCAGGGCAAGAACUAUCGGUUCACGCACACCAACGACCCCGUACCGAAUCUCCCUCUGCAGCUGAUGGGGUAUGCUCACAUCAGCCCUGAAUACCACAUCACCACACCGGGUAACGCCACCGUCACGACGAACCAGGUCGUUGUGUAUGCCGAUGGGGAUAGCAGCCAGGGGAACACGGGGCUGCUGGGGAUCCCGGAUCUGCUGGCCUUCGAUGCGCAUCAUUGGUAUUUUGAGCGGGCGGAUGCGUGUCUGGGGCCGGGGUUGCCGUUCAAAUGA